GGGCGCGGCAGGGCGCGGCGGGGCACGGCGGGGCCGUCCAGCGCGUUUGGGCCCGGCGGGUCCGCUUCAGUCGUGCGCCAGGCCAGACGGUGACUGGAGCGGCAGCAGCCUGGAGACUGGAGUGGCGCGCCGCCCCGGCCAGCACCCCGUUCACGUGGCGCGCAGCGCGUAGUAACCCCCCGUCGUUGACGACGUCCCGACGACGGACCCGGACACCUUCUUCCGCGCUGUCGCGGUCAAGACACCGACCGAGGGCAGGGAUACCCAUCAUCGUCAUCGGAGGCGGCCGAGGAAGACCUUCGCCUCCGCACCGGCACACGGCGGCAGUGUGUUGUAGUGUGUGUACCAUACUGGGCCGAGCGUCAACAGCGGCCUCUGCGACGGCGAGUGACAUCCGAGCGGCCCGGCAUGCAACAACAUGACGGACGAAAGUGACGAGGACUACCGCCGAGCGCCCCGGGCCAAGCGGAGCUCCUCCGUGGGCGUCGACGAGCUCAACCAGUUCAACGAGAAGAAGAACCUUCGCCAGGUCGGCUCGCCGAGGUACAAGACGGCUGGGCCUUCCCUGUCGGCGCGAUGGCGCAGCUUCCGGCGCAAGCAGCGCGUCACCUCGACCAGCGCCGGGGACCUGCAGCACAUGGGCGUCGUCGACCUGGACGCGGGCGUCGAGGACCUCGACGAUGAGAAGGCCAUCGUGCUCGACGAGAGCCCGCCCUCCGAGGACUACGGCUUCUUCGAGAGCCUGGACGGGCGCCUGGACGACGAGCUGUGCGUGCGGAUCUGCAAGGACACGAUCCGGGGCAACCUGAUGGAGCUCAUGCGGACGCUGAGCGGCAGCGGCACCCCGGCCGUUCGCCUCGAGGACCUGGAGGCCGGAAAGGUGUCGCCUGACUCCGUCGCCAAGGUUUUGGCGGGCCGGGGGCCGACGGAGCGCAGCGUCGCGCUGCUGUGGGCUUGCUUCCUGGGGCGCGCGGACCUGGCCAGGGCCAUCCUGGACGCUGGAGCGGACCUUCACUACGCCGAGCCGAGCGACGGCCUAGGCGCGCUGCACCUGGCCGCCUUCUCCGGCUCCGUCGAGCUCACCAAGCUCAUGCUGGCAAAGGGGAUCGACGUCAACAAGGUGCACCGGUCCUUCGCGCCGCUGCAGUGCGCCAUGUUCGGCAACGCGGUGGAGACGGCGCGGGUGCUGCUGCGCGCGGGCGCCACGCUGUCACCGGCCGCGGGCCACUACCACCGCCACGUGCUCGCCAAGCAGCCGUCGGCGACCACGGUGCCGCUGGCGGCGCUCAGCGUGCCGCUGGCCGUGCCGCUGGGCGCCGGCACGCCGCUCGACAACGGCGUGCCCAUGACGCCCGUCGCGGUCUCCAGGGCCACCACCCCAUGCGGCGACGGGGAGCCGCGCGACAGCGAGUGCCCGCUGCACUGCGCCGUGCGCGCGGGCGCGGGGGCGGCCGACUGCGUCCAGCUGCUGCUCGAGGUGGGCGCCGACCCGUGCUGCGUCGAGCCGGACGGCGGCGGCUGGACCCCGCUGCACAUCGCGGCCGACCGGGGCGCGGUGCGCACCGUCAGGCUGCUGCUGGACGCGGGCGCGGCGCUGGCGGCCACCACGUGGGAGCGCGGGCUCUCGCCGCUGCACGUGGCCGCCGAGGCCGGCUGGUCCGAGGUCGUGUCGCUGCUGCUGGACCGCGGCGCCGACCCCGCCGCGCUCACCCUGCGCCGCCAGACGCCGCUGCACCUCGCUGCGCGCGCCCAGAGCGUCGACUGCGUCGAGACGCUGCUCCGCGAGGCGCGCAGCGACCCCAACGCCGCCGACGUCGACCAGCGCACCCCGCUGCACUCCGCCGUCGGUAAGGCCAUCGUGGCCUACGACAUGGUCGAGAUGCUCAUCAACGCCCGCGCCGACGUGAACGCCCGCGACCGCUACGGAUACACGCCGCUGCACGUCGCCGCGCUCAACGAGCUGUCCACGUGCGUCGAGACGCUGCUGUUCCACGGCGCCGACGUGAGCGCCAGGACGCGAGGGGGGACGCCGGCGCUCAGCAUCAUCGCCAGGAAGACCCCCGCCUCGCUCGCCAUGCUCGGCCAGCGCCUGGACGCGGCCAUCAGCAUGCACGACCCGGAGGUGUCGCACCGGGAGGUGGAGCUGAAGUUGGAUUUCCGACCCAUCCUUCAGCACUGCCACCAGGACGAGACGUCAUUUCUCAAGACAUUUGUGGACGAGGAAGGACAAAAGAAAUUUCUGGAGCACCCACUGUGCCAGGCUUUUUUGCACUUAAAGUGGCAGAAGGUCCGCAAGGUCUACGCGAUCCGGAUAGGCAUGUGGGCCGUGUUCACCGUCCUGCUCACCCUGUACAUCCUCACGGCCCUCGCGCAUGAUUGUUACAAUGAGGCGAGGAACGUCACACUCACUCCCGAUUUUUGCUUAAACAACUCCAUGAUAGGCACAUUUCUUAGGGAGAACCCAACAGUCAUAGAAGUAGAAUGGUAUAUCCUCGUGGUUCUCACUUCCUUGGAAAUGAUACGGAAAACUAUCUGGAUGUCAGCAUACACCUCACCCUAUCAAUACUUGUCACAGUCAGACAACCUGAUUGAAUGGCCAGUACUUGCAAGUGUAUUUGCAGUAUCUUUUAUAUAUUCUGGAAAAACAUAUGUCUGGCAAAACCACUUAGGAGCUUUCUCUGUCCUGUUUGCUUGGAUUAAUUUAAUGGUGAUGAUUGGUCAACUUCCAGUGUUUGGCACGUAUGUUGCUAUGUAUGUCCGAGUACAAACUGAAGUUGCUAAGCUGCUGUUGGCUUAUGCCUGUCUUUUAAUAGGAUUUACUAUCACAUUUUGUGUUAUGUUUCCAGCAACACAAACAUUUUCCAACCCAUUUGUUGGCUUCAUUAAAGUUUUAGUGAUGAUGACAGGAGAAUUGGAUUUUGAAGACCUACUGUCUGUUGGUGGUGCAACCAAUAAUCCCACACUGUUACUUACUGUGUCAGCUCACCUGACUUUUGUCAUGUUCCUGCUGUCAGUGACAAUUGUUUUAAUGAAUCUUAUGGUUGGUAUUGCUGUACACGACAUACAGGGCCUGAAGAAAACAGCAAUUCUUUCCAAGCUUGUACGUCAGACAAAUCUUAUAUCAUACAUAGAAGGUGCUCUGUUUAAAGGAUAUCUACCUAGGCAUAUACAGAAGCUACUGUGUCGAUCUGUACUUGUCUCACCCUCAGGUUACAGAGUGGUUUUGCAUGUUAAACCACUGAAUCCUAGAGAGAUCAGACUCCCAAAGCCAGUAUUAGCUGCAGCUUAUGAAGUGGCAAAACAAAGACGGAAAGGAAAACAUACUAUCUCAUCAUAUGGAUCUCAUCGCACAAUGUGGCAAGGCAUAAAUACUGGCACUCAAUCAAAUAUCAACCAACUGACGCAGGAAGUGCGUGAGCUCAGAGAAGCAAUGAGAGAGCUGUUAAUAAGUCUCAACCCUGAUAAUGAUUUACUAACCAUACACUAGGAUUUAGUGAAAUCAUAGAUUAUCAAAGACAGUUCACAAAUAAUAUUUACUGUGAUAAUUUUUUUUUUAGUUUUGGUUUAAUCCUAGGCAACAAGCACUCUGAUAAUGUGCUUUAAAUUAAUGUGACUUAAUGUGUAUUAGUACAAGUAAAUGCACUUUAAUUUGUGAUGAGUUAAGAUUAGCAAAUAUGAGAUUUUUAUAGCUUUAAAUUAAGUAUCGUUUUGUAUUGAGUGAAAACUGAAGUAUGUAUGCAUAAAUGCUAAGCAAAUUACCUUGUGUUUCUUAUAUUGACUCCUCAUAAGCUCAUUAGUUUGAGCAGUCAUUUAAUCAGAGUUCAGUGAGUUAAUGAAUAAUGACUCAUUAAAUUCACUAGUAAAACCGUAAUAAAAGACCGUCAAUCUAAAAUUAA
This is a messenger RNA of Frankliniella occidentalis (western flower thrips), 3896 nucleotides long. It is a transcript of the gene wtrw, whose product is annotated as transient receptor potential channel pyrexia. Gene Ontology annotation, cellular component: membrane. Lineage: Eukaryota; Metazoa; Arthropoda; Insecta; Thysanoptera; Thripidae. Gene Ontology annotation, biological process: monoatomic ion transport; transmembrane transport. Gene Ontology annotation, molecular function: protein binding; monoatomic ion channel activity. The transcript is spliced from 11 exons. The coding region runs from base 419 to 3487 and encodes 1022 amino acids. The record is from RefSeq and is a predicted model, not a curated record.